Lynx canadensis (Canada lynx) is the source of this 6662-nucleotide messenger RNA. RefSeq names its product shroom family member 4 (gene SHROOM4). The transcript is spliced from 10 exons. Bases 1 to 4437 code for a protein of 1478 amino acids. Gene Ontology annotation, molecular function: actin filament binding. Gene Ontology annotation, biological process: actin filament organization. Gene Ontology annotation, cellular component: cortical actin cytoskeleton; adherens junction; apical junction complex. The record is from RefSeq and is a predicted model, not a curated record. NCBI's taxonomy places the organism in Eukaryota, Metazoa, Chordata, Mammalia, Carnivora, Felidae.
AUGCGAGGUCUCAACUGCCAAAUUGUACAUGAGCUGGCCAACCUAAACCUCAACAAUAUUCUGACUUUCAUGAUUGAAGAUGGGGGCAAGGCAGCCUUGUCCCAGAAGAUGAAAGCCGGUGAUGAACUGGUGAAUAUCAAUGGCACUCCACUGUAUGGAUCCCGCCAAGAAGCCCUCAUCCUCAUCAAAGGCUCCUUCCGGAUCCUCAAGCUGAUAGUCAGGAGGAGAAACACCCCUGUCAGUAGGCCACACUCAUGGCAUGUGGCCAAGCUGCUGGAAGGAUGCCCUGAAGUGGCUACCACCAUGCAUUUCCCUUCUGAAGCCUUCAGCUUGUCCUGGCAUUCCGGCUGCAACACAAGUGACGUGUGUGUGCAGUGGUGUCCACUCUCCCGGCACUGCAGCACUGAGAAAAGCAGCUCCAUUGGCAGCAUGGAGAGCCUGGAGCAACCAGGCCAACCUUCCUAUGAGGGCCACCUCUUGCCCAUGGAUCAGAACAUGUACCCCAACCAGCGUGACUCAGCCUAUAGCUCCUUCUCAGCCAGCUCAAAUGCCUCUGACUGUGCCCUUUCCCUCAAGCCAGAAGAGCCAGGCUCUGCAGACUGCAUCAUGCUAGGCCCGGGGCCAACAAAAGCUGCCAGUGGCCGGCCCAAUGUGACUGAGACCUCUGGAGGUAGCCGGCGCACCACCAAUGGGGGUCACCUGACUCCCAGCUCCCAGAUGUCAUCCCGUCCACAGGAGGCCCACCACUCUGGGCCUGCCAAGGCUAUCAGAGGCCCACCACAGCCUCCAGUGAGGCGAGACAGCCUUCAGGCCUCCAGAGCCCAGCUCCUUAAUGGAGAGCAGCAUUGGACCUCUGAGCAUGUGGACUCCUUGCAACAGAAGGAGAUAGUGAGCUUAGACACCAUGCUAUCCCCAAGGAACCCUAACAGGUUCUGCUGCCUCAGCGGGCAAGACCAAGUGACAAAUGAGGGCCAUCAGAACUGUGAGCUCAGCCAAGGUCCUGAAUCCGGCCAGCAGGACUCUGAGCAUCUACUGAUGGAGGCCUCAGCCAAAGCCGUUGGAUUCCCAAAAGUGUAUGACAAAGCUUCCAGCAUAGAUUCCAGCCCACUCAAGAAGGCUUCAGCAGAACCAACUAAGGCUGCUUCUCUUGGAAGCCCUCCACACCUCACAGGACCCAUGGGGCAUCGUCAUAGUGCCCCUGAACAGCUUCUGGAAUCCCAUUUACAGCAUGUACACCUUGAUAUGAGGGGCAGCAAGGGAACGGAGCUCCCAACCGGGGAGGAUGGGCAUGAGUGGACUCUGUCACCUUUGCAUAGCAGCCACACAGGGAAGAAAAGUCCAUGUUCCUCCACAGGAAGAACCCAGGACCAGCCUAGCAAAGAGAGAAAGACCAGGCAAGUGGAUGACAGGUCUUUGGGUUCAGGACAGCAGAGCCCAAGCAGUUCCCCACAUGGAGAGGCUGAUGGACACCCUCCAGAGAUAAGUUUCCGGGACCCAAACAGAGCCUGUAGAGCAAGCAGUGAAUUAGCCAGCCAGCAGCCCUCUGCCUCUGGCUCCCUUGUUCAACAAACCAGGGAUUGUUAUUCAACCACUAAAGUAGCUGGCAUCAUGGAGGCUACUGAAGAAGGGGACAGUGAACCCAAGGAAUGUGGCCAGGUAGGUGAGAGACGAAAUAGAGGGCCCCGGGGCCGCUCAAUCCAAAACCGGCGUAAGAGUGAGCGUUUUGCUACCAAUCUGCGUAAUGAGAUUCAGAGGAGGAAGGCCCAGCUCCAGAAGAGCAAGAAUCCCUUGUCACAGCUGUGUGACACUAAGGACCCAGUGGAAGAGACUGAGGAGCCCCUAGAAAGUACUCCACGUUCUGCCUCGAACUCAUGUCUUCUAUCUUCAUAUAAAAAACCACCUAGCCCCAGGGACAAGCUCUUCAACAAGAGCAUGAUACUCAAGGCUAGGUCUUCAGAGUGCCUCACCCAAGCCACUGAGAGCCAUGAAUCCAGGACAGGCUUAGAGGGACAAAUAAGCCCUGGCCAGAGGCCUGGCCAGCCCUCUUUUGGCCUGAACACCUGGUGGAAAGCAUCUGACCUGUCCUCCUCAGACUCUGAGAAAACAAAUGUUCACCGUGGAGUCUGUGGAGGUCACUGGAGAUGGUCUCCAGAGAACAACCUACAGCCACAUGUGGCACUAUCCAUGGAAGGCCCUUCUAACCCAAGUGACAGCAAGGAAUUGAAGGUUUCUACUGCCCAAGCUGGGGAGGAAGCCAUCCUCCUUCCCUUUGCAGACAGAAGAAAGUUCUUUGAAGAGAGUAGCAAAUCCUUAUCUACAUCACAUUUGCCAGGUUUAACCACUCAUAGCAAUAAGACUUUUACCCAGAGACCAAAACCUAUAGACCAAAACUUCCAGCCAAUGAGCUCCAGCUAUAGGGAAUUGAGGUGCCAUCCAAUGGACCAAUCAUAUCAUUCUACAGACCAACCAUAUCAUGCCACAGACAAAUCAUAUCAUUCGGUGUCACCCCUUCAGUCAGAAACUCCUACAUACUCAGAAUGUUUUGCAAGCAAAGGUCUAGAACCAUCCAUGUGCUGUAAGUCGCUGCACUGUGGGGAUUUUGACUACCACAGGACCUGCUCCUACUCCUGCAGUGUCCAGGGAGCCAUAGUCCAUGACCCUUGCAUGUAUUGUUCUGGGGAAAUCUGCCCUGCUUUGCGAAAGAGAAAUAUGAUGCCAAACUGCUACAACUGUCGGUGCCACCACCACCAAUGCAUCCGGUGUUCAGCUUGCUAUCAUAAUCCCCAGCACAGUAGCCCUGAGGAUGGCAGUUUGGCACCUAGCAACACUUGGAAACCCAGGAAGCUGACAGUGCAGGAAUUUUCUGGGGAUAAAUGGAAACCAGUAACAGGAAACAGGAAGACCAGCCCGUCAGGGAGAGAAAUGGCUCAUUCCAAGGCUAGCUUUUCGUGGGCAACUCCGUUCGAUCCUUGCCUUGAGAACCCAGCACUGGGCUUGUCAAGCUACCGAGCAGUCUCUUCUCUUGACCUCCUUGCAGACUUCAAGCACUCUUCAAAAAAAACAGAGGAAACUUCUGUUUAUGAGGAGGGGAGCUCCAUGGCCUCCAUGCCCCACCCACUGCGCAACCGUGCCUUCUCUGAAAGCCAUAUAAGCUUGGAGCCCCAGAGCUCCCUGGCCUGGCGGCAGCAUAGGAGAGAGCUCUUUACCAAGGUUGAGAUCCAGCCGAAUCCUCUGGGAGCCAGGAAGAAGGCCUUUCCUCCUCCUCGCCCUCCUCCUCCCAACUGGGAGAAGUACAGGCUUUUCCGUGCAGCCCAGCAGCAGCAGAAGCAGCAGCAACAGCAGCAGAAGGAGGAGGAGGAAGAGGAGGAAGAAGAGGAGGAAGAGGAGGAAGGGGCAGAGGAGGAAGAGGAGGGGGAGGAGGAGGAGGAGCUGCCACCCCAGUAUUUCAGUUCAGAAACCACUGGUACCAGUGCCCUCAAUCCUGAAGAGGUCCUGGAGCAGCCACAACCCCCGGUCUUUGGCCACGUGGAGGAUUCAAGGCAGGGCUCAGAAAGCCUCUCAGCAGAGCAAGAGUCCUUUGGUCUCCAUUCCAGCAAUCUCCUGCCUCCAAUAAGGGGACACUUGGGCUCUCAACCUGAGAAGGCUCAGCCCCCUUGCUAUUAUGGUAUUGGUGGCCUUUGGAGAACAUCAGAGAAGGAGACCACUGAUUCCCCCAAACAAGAGUUUCAGCACGUCUCACCUCCUCCAGGGGCCCCAGGGAUCCCCACCUCUUACUCAGCUUAUUACAAUAUUUCGGUGGCCAAGGCAGAGCUGUUGAACAAGUUGAAAGACCAACCUGAGAUGGCAGAGACUGGCCUGGGAGAGGAAGAAGUUGACCAUGAACUGGCUCAAAAAAAGAUACAGCUUAUUGAAAGCAUUGGCAGAAAACUGUUGGUCCUGCAGGAGGCCCAGCGAGGACUGCUAGAGGACAUCAGUGCCAAUUCUGCCCUUGGGGAGGAGGUGGAGGCCAACCUGAAAGCUGUCUGUAAAUCCAAUGAGUUUGAAAAAUACCGCUUGUUUAUCGGGGACCUGGACAAAGUGGUCAACCUGUUGCUGUCACUCUCUGGACGACUAGCCCGGGUGGAGAAUGCUCUCAACAGCAUUGAUUCAGAAGCUAACCAGGAGAAGUUGGUGCUGAUAGAGAAGAAACAGCAGCUGACAGGGCAGUUGGCAGAUGCCAAGGAGCUGAAGGAGCAUGUGGACCGCCGGGAGAAGUUGGUGUUUGGCAUGGUCUCCCGCUACCUGCCUCAGGACCAGCUCCAAGAUUACCAGCACUUUGUGAAGAUGAAAUCUGCUCUCAUCAUCGAACAGCGAGAGCUGGAAGAGAAAAUUAAGCUUGGGGAAGAACAGCUCAAAUGUCUCAGGGAGAGCCUACUCCUGGGGCCCAGCAAUUUCUAAUUCCACCAGCAGACUGUCACACCAUCCCCGCCCAGCCACAAUGGGAAGUGCUUUCAGUCUUCGUUAGCAGUUUGUUAGCAAGUAGAUAGCAGUUUAGUUAGCAGUUUGUUCCAUAUCCUCUACCUUGGACAUCUCUCACUGCCCCUUACCUAGCAUUGCUCCCAACCAGCUAGGAGUUCCUGAGGAGGCCCCCAAGCCUCUACUCUAGGGAAUAGAUGCAAGAGCUAGGAGCUGCCUGCAGCAAAGGGUGAUCAUACAACCACACUCCCCUUCCCACGGUUGGCACAGGCAAGUGCUCACCACACACAGAACCAACAAAGUGCCUUCAUUCUUCUUGGUCCAAGGACUGCAAAGACACCAUGCACUCACCACCCACCCAUACCCCAAUCAGCCUCUCAAGGCUCAGAGAGAAGCUGCCUGUGCAGCUCCAUUCUGCCCAAGGCUCAAAGCCCAGCCAUUUCCCACAGAGAUCUGGCUGUCUUGAGAGCAUCACUUCCCACCAGUUUAAGGGCCUCACCUAAGCUUUACAGUGGGAAGCACAGAAGGAGAAAUUACACUAAACAGAAUGUGAGCAAAGAUCAGGAAUCCCUAGGUGCCCUGCCGAAGCUAGGUUUAAACAAAUGGGCUCCACCUCCACUGGCCCCAGCAUCUGGUUGAGGGGGAAGAGGCCUACUCCAACUAGUGUGGCCCUCCUCCUGUCCUCAUACUUCUGGUUUACCACUUCCUGUUCCAUCUUGCCUUUUCAUUGCCAGUGGUCACCGGUGCCUACCCUAAGGGCUUCACACUAUGGACCAUUAAUAGCUCUACUAAAGCUGACUUCUGGAUACCCAUUUCAUUAUUGGGGUGAGGCGUUCUUUGUUGUAUUUUAAAUGGCCUUUUGAUUUUAUUUAUUUUUAUUUUUUGAUUUAUUUUUUUCCUUUUGUAACUAAUAAGGUGAGAAGAGGGGAGGUGGAAAGGGAAAAGGAAUCCUAGAAGGAAAGCGUGUUCUGCAGAUCAGCCUGGAUUCACCAUGGCUAGAUGAGGGAAUGCCAAGGCCUUGAAUUCUUCCCACCAAACACUACAAGUGUCUAAGAAAGGAGUUCUCACCUUGAACUUAAUUUACUAUGGCCUGGCCCUAUACUAAAGUCAGCAAUGACCAUAAGCUUAGCAUUCCCCAAUGGAUUUCAGUUUUUUACUUAUUUUUUCUCAAAACCAAAGAUAUCCAAAACUGACAAAAGUUCAUCACCCAUUUUUCUACUAUCUCCCAUCUAAGGAAAUGGGUAUAAGUGAGCUCAGGAGGAGAUUCCUCUAUCUCACAAUUGCUUUCUCAGCCUGUGGCCUGACUCAGGGAACUGAAAGUCAUGGUAGCUGGAAGCUCCAGCCAGGGCCAGCCCCCCAGAGCAAAUUAUGAUCCAGCCAGGAUCUUAGGCACACAAACAACUAAUGCUGCUGUUGUUGCCAAUUCCCUGACACCACUAGCCAGUUUCUGUCCUGGAAAAUCCCUCAGGUGGGUGAUGGCAGGAAGGGAAUUGCGGCCAAACUCUGGCUUGUUAUCCAGCUCAAUUCCCCAUUCCUUGCUCACUGGCACCCACGGUUCAUAUUGCACAGCUCUGCCCAACAAACCUGGGCAUCUCUUCUAGUUACUGCUGAGUUCCUCAGGAUCCUUGGAGGUUAACUGUAGCAGCAGGGAUGCCUCAUUUAACCAAAGGAUUUGCCAAAGAACUUUGCUGCUGCUACAAAUAGUGGUCUCUAGCUUCUGUUUCCUUUUCAUUGUAUUUGAAAACAAUGGAAGAAUCUUGGCCAGCAGGGUGUCCUGAGGGGGGCCCUGGGUAUGCUCUUAGUACACUGCUGCUCUCAGAACCACUGUUAAAAUGUCAACCUGCCAUUCUCCCCUCAACUGGGGAAGUCUACCCUAUUCACGAAGGCCGAUGGCUCGUAAAGGGCUAGGCUUACCCAAGCCACAUUUGAGGAAGGUGGGGGAGUGCUAUGAAUAGAAGCUAUGGUUGCCAUCUUUUUUUUUUUUCUUAAGCAGACUCAGGAUAAACAAUGAGUAAGUUGAGACAUCCUAUAUUGGGGGGUGAGGCCAAUGUAGUCCAUCAUUCUAAGAUUUUCUGGGGCCAGAAUAGCUUUUUGGGAACACAGGCCAAGGCAAGAGUGGUCACUUGCCUGGGCAUGAUGACUGUGGUCUGGGUUUCUCUAGUCAGUGUUACAUUGCUUGUACAUUAAAUUUCUCACACAAAAAAGUA